Molecule: messenger RNA, 2229 nt
Organism: Lachnellula hyalina
Lineage: Eukaryota; Fungi; Ascomycota; Leotiomycetes; Helotiales; Lachnaceae
Gene: VPS53
Product: Vacuolar protein sorting-associated protein 53-like protein
Exons: 3
Biological process (GO): retrograde transport, endosome to Golgi
Cellular component (GO): GARP complex
Source: RefSeq, a predicted model, not a curated record
AUGAACGGCGCAACGACAGUGUCCUCUCUAGAUGCUGUGGAUUACGACCCAAUUGAACACCUAAACACGAUAUUCUCACAUCCAUCAACCCUAAAAUCCAUAAGCAAUACCGCGGACGCGCUCCAAACCCACCAAGAUGACCUCUCAACCACCAUCUCCGAGCUGGUGGCCGCCCAAGCCUACAACGAAGACUCCAGCCUCCAGCGCAUGCAAUCCGCAAAAGCUGAGCUCGCCCAGCUCUUCCGCAAGAUCGAAUCCGUGCGUACGAGAGCGAUAGAGACGGAGCAGACAAUUACGUCUAUGACGGCGGAUAUAAAGCGAUUAGAUGGCACGAAACGGAACCUCACACUGUCUAUGACAGCUUUGAAGCGCCUGCAGAUGCUUACGACGGCUUACGAACAGUUGAGGGGUCUAGCCAAGACGAGGCAGUAUAGGGAAUGUGCGAGCUUGUUACAGGCUGUUUUGCAGCUCAUGAGGCAUUUCAAUAGCUAUCGGAGUAUAGACCAGAUUGCUACGUUGAGCCGGAAUGUAGCGGAGCUUCAGAGGGAGCUUCUAGAGCAGGUCUGUGAAGACUUCGAGAUGGCUUUUGCUAAAGGAGAGGUGGCUAGCAAGAAGGGGGUGCUGGGAGAGGCAUGUUUGGUGAUGGAUGCGCUGGGGGAUAAUGCUAGGUCGAGAUUGGUGACCUGGUAUGUCAACACACAGCUGAGGGAAUACCGACAGGUCUUCAGAGGGAACGAUGAAGCUGGGAGUCUGGAUAAUAUUGGCCGGCGGUACAGCUGGUUUCGACGAAUGCUGAAGACGUAUGACGAUGAGCAUGCUGGGAUAUUUCCCAUCCAGUGGAGAGUCAAUGAAGUGCUAGCAAAUGCAUUCUGUGAAGGCACGAGAGAUGAUUUCAAGGGUAUCUUGGAAAGGAGUAUGAGGAGGCCGGAUGGAGGGAAGAUUGAUGUCAACUUGCUGUUGAGCUGUUUACAGGAGACUAUGGACUUUGAACACAGUUUGGAAAAGAGAUUCGCCAAUGACCAAAGAGCAAGCAUUGACACCCUCAGCUCAAUUGACGACAAGCCACAGACCUUUGAGAGGUCAAUUUCCGAGGCAUUCGAGCCAUAUCUGAGUUUAUGGGUGGAAUCGCAAGACAAACAGCUUGCAACUAUGAUACCCAAAUAUCGGAAUCAACCUCUUCUACCACUAGACGAGGAGUUCUCACCUCAAGCAGUGAUUCCAUCCUCGAUCGAACUUUUUCACUUUUACAAGACGACUUUGGCACAAUGUGCCAAAUUAUCUACAGGAGAACGCCUACUGGACCUCUCAAAGACGUUGGCCAAAUACCUAGACGUAUACGCCCAACAAGUCCUGCUAUACUUUCUACAAACUCCAGGCGGGCCAAGUCUAGAGAAUGUCAUACUGGUGCUGAAUACAGCCGAUUACUGGCACACCAACACGCAACAACUGGAAGAUAACCUCAAAAAACGGAUCGACAACGAAUUCGCCUCAAAGGUAGACCUAUCCUCCCAAUCAGAUGCAUUCAUGGGCGUCGCAAGUGCAGCAGUCCUAGCACUAGUUCACAGAGUCGAGCUCGACUGUGACGCCUCAUGGCGCGAAAUGCGUAAUACAAACUGGGCGAAAAUGGAAAGCGUGGGAGACCAAAGCUCCUACGUUGCCGAGCUACUGCGGCACGUCAACGAGCAAGCCACAGAAAUACUGCCUAUGAUAAGUAAACAGCAAUACGCGCGAGCUUUCUGCGAUAAUGCGGUUGAAUAUCUGGCCAACAACUACAUCGCCAACAUCGUGCAAUGCCGGCCUGUAUCCGAAGUAGGCGCUGAACAGAUGCUCCUCGACAAAUACGUCUUAACAAAACACCUCUCCACGCUCCUCACCCUCUCCCCCCACCCCUCCAGCACCACCACCCUAACCGCCUUCACCAAACGUGUAACCAGCGCCAUGACGCGCCUGGACCCCCUCCUCAAAACCCUACAAGUCCGUCCCUCGCCCCCCGAAGGCCUAGUCCAAGCCUACCUAAUCCACAUCGCGGACCGCUCGGACACGAAUUUCCGCAAGAUCCUCGAGCUGAAAGGCGUGCGGAAGCAAGACCAGCCGGGCCUGGUUGAGAUGUUCGGUAUCCACCGCGACAGUGCGUCGAAAGUGCAGACGCUGGUGGCUCAAUCGCCGCUGCUGACGCCGUUGAUGAAUAAUUUUGGGGGCUUGGGGAGUGGACUGGGGAGUAGUGGGGAU